AUGUCUGCUUCCCUCGACGGUAUUGUCAAAUCAGUGGUUAGUGGUAACACCAUCAAAGUUUGCCAUCCUCAAAGAGCUGAUAAAGAGAAAGUGUUAGUACUUGCCGAUGUCAAGACUCCACGUAUUGGAUCCAAAAACGAUGAAGACGAGCCUUUUGCCUUCGAAGCAAGAGAAUUCUUGAGAAAGAAGCUUGUUGGUAAGCCAAUCAAGUUCAGAGUCGAUUACACUGUGAAAGAAACCGGCUUGAAUUAUGCCACCAUCUUUUUGGGCGACGAAAAUGUGAACGAGGCUGUUGUGGAGGCUGGUUUUGGUGAAGUCAAAGAGGUCAAGAAUCCAAGCGAGGAUCACAAGAGAUUGCUCGAACUCCAAAAAGUUGCCAAAGAAAACAAGAUUGGAAGAUGGGAUUCUGGCAACAAAAAGAUUGCCAAGACAUCAUCCAACAAUGCCGAAAUUGAUACCCAACAAUUGUUGAAAUCAUUCAAGUCGAAGGCCAUCAAUGUCAUUGUCGAAUAUGUACUCAAUGGUGCUACUUUGAAGGUCAGACUUCCAACUCAUGAAGUUGUCUUGUUGAAUUUAACUGGUGUCUAUUGCCCACUCUUCAUCAAGAAUAAGAAGGAAGGAACAGAACUUGCUCAACCUUUCGCAAAGGAAGCCAAGCUUCACACUGAAUAUCGUUUGUUGAACAGAGAUGUUACUGUUUUGUUUGAGGGUAUUGAUAACACUGGUAACUUGCACGGAAGUAUCAUUAUUUCUGCCGAUGAAACCAGCGAUAAGCCAGUCACUUAUCAAGAAGAAUUGUUAUUGACUGGUUAUGCAUCUGUCGAUGAAAGAAGUGCUCCAAAAUCUAAAUAUGCACAAAGAUUCAGAGCAGCAGAACAAAAGGCAAAGGAUGAAAGAAAAUGUUUGUGGGUUGACUAUCAACCAAAGAAACAAUCAUUGGAACAAACUGAUACCGAUUUCACAGCUAGAGUUUUGGAAGUCUUGUCAGGUGAUACCUUGAAGAUUAUCAAGAAUGAUGGAACUGAAGAGAAGAUCAGUCUCUCCAACAUCAAGACACCAAAAUAUAAUCCAUAUGCUAAGAAGCAACAAGAAAAGAAGGAAGAAAAGGAAGGUGAUUCCGAAAAGAAGGGUGAAAGUCAACCAUGGGGCUAUGAAGCUAAGGAAUUGUUAAGAAGCAAAGUAGCCGGAAAGGAAAUCCAUGUUGAAGUUGACUACAAGAAGGAAAUGCAAUCAACAAAGGAAGUGAGAAGAUACUGCACAGUUUUGGUAAAUAAGAAGUCAGUUGCAGUCGAAUUGGUGAGAGAGGGAUUUGCUUCUGUCAUUAAACUCAGAGCUGAUGAGGAGAGAUCAUCUGCUUUUGACCAACUUAUUUUGGCUGAGAAUGAUGCUCAAAAGAGACAAAAAGGUAUUCAUGGAAAGAGAAGAGCACCAAACCAAGUCUUUACAAACGUUACUACUUUUGACGCUGUCUCCAAAUUGUACAAAUUAUUGAGUGGAAAGUCAACUGCCACAAAGGGAUAUAUUGAAAAGGUCCUCUCUACCAACAGAUUUGUUAUUAACCUUCCUGGUGAUAAUUCUACAAUCAAGUUCUCCAUGUCUGGUAUUGCUACUCCAACCACUGGUAAUGACUUGGCAAAGGAAGCUUUCCAAUAUACCUUGCUCAACACUUCAUGCAGAGAUGUUGAACUUGUUCUCGAAAGUGUCCUUACUUCAGGAGACAAGCAACAACAAGGUGUCAAGCAAGGAGUUUUGUGUGGUCAAUUGUUGAUCGGAGGAAAGAACUUUGCUUACAAUUUACUCGAGAAUGGAUUGGCCAUUACUCAAGAUUUUGCUAGAAAAUUAAAGUACUUUGAUGAUAUGAAGGAAGCUCAAGACAGAGCUGAGAAGGCCAAGAAGGGUGCUUGGAAAUCAGCUGAACCAUUUUCUCUGUUCCCACAAAGAAAGAAGAAGGUCCGAGAACAAGAAGAAGAGGAAGUUGAAAGACCAAUUUCCCAACGUUUCUCUGUUUCUUCAGCAAGAAAUGCUCAAACUAUUAGAGUCACUGAUUUUGACGAUGUCACUACCUUCUAUUACCAUGGUGCUGAUGUUGUGAAUAGAUUGAAGGAUAUUGACCAAUUAAUUCAACAACUCAACCCAGAAUCACUCCCAACUCUUUCCACUCCAUCUGUUGGUGCUUUGUGUCUUUCACAAUUCACUGAAGAUAACAAUUGGUACAGAGCCAAGAUUGUUUCUAUCAAUGAUUCCAACUGCAUUGUUUUGUAUUCUGACUUUGGUAACAGUGAAGAGAAGCCACUCUCCUCCCUUAAACAAGUUCCAGCUGAAAGUGAACUCUUAAAGAUGAAGCCAUGUGCUCAAAAGGCUCGUUUGGCUUUCGUUAAACCACACAGACAAUUGUUCAGAGUUGAUUUGGAAACCCUUUUGAGAGAUACUUUAAUGGAAGGUGAAUGGUUAUUAACUGUUGAGUAUGCUGAUAAUGGUAUUGAAUAUGUCACCUUGCAACCAAAGAAUGCCAAGAAUCAAGAUACCAUUAACUCUCAAAUUGUGCGAAGUGGUUUGGCAUUUAUUGACCGAACAGUUCUUCAAAGACAUUUCAAGAAUUUAUUGGCAUCCUAUGAAGAGGACAGAGAAUAUGCUGCCUCCAAGCAUUUGAACCUUUAUGAGAUGGGUGACUUUGGUGAAGAUGAUGCUGAAUAUGAGGAAGAAGAACUCUAA
Naegleria lovaniensis is the source of this 2712-nucleotide messenger RNA. RefSeq lists its product as uncharacterized. Gene Ontology annotation, biological process: regulatory ncRNA-mediated gene silencing; mRNA catabolic process. The record is from RefSeq and is a predicted model, not a curated record. The transcript is spliced from 2 exons. Gene Ontology annotation, molecular function: nuclease activity; RNA binding. Gene Ontology annotation, cellular component: RISC complex; nucleus; cytosol. Lineage: Eukaryota; Heterolobosea; Eutetramitea; Acrasida; Naegleriidae. The coding region runs from base 1 to 2712 and encodes 903 amino acids.